Triticum aestivum (bread wheat) is the source of this 712-nucleotide messenger RNA. RefSeq lists its product as uncharacterized. NCBI's taxonomy places the organism in Eukaryota, Viridiplantae, Streptophyta, Magnoliopsida, Poales, Poaceae. Bases 113 to 469 code for a protein of 118 amino acids. The transcript has a single exon. The record is from RefSeq and is a predicted model, not a curated record.
UAUAUGCCGCCAAACCCGACGGCCACCACCCCAGAGCAGUAAACUCCGCUACAGCACACACAAACCAGAGACCACACAGGCAGCCAAGGAACGUGAGAUCGGCCGGACGGAGAUGGGCGCGAGCCUCCUGCAGGCGGUGGCGGCGCUGGUGAGCACGUGCACGCGGCGGCUGCAGCGGGCGGCGAGGAGGAUGGGCGCCGGCAACGGCAACGGCAAGCCGGCCGUGGCGCCGUGGAGGAAGGCCUUCUCGCUGCCGACGGGCAAGGGGAAGGCGGCGGGGCGGGAGGAGGAAGAGGGCGGGCUGUGGAGGAAGGAGAUACUCAUGGGCGAGCGCUGCCAGCCGCUGGAGUUCUCCGGGGUCAUCUACUACGACGCCGACGGACACCGCCUCGCGCAGCCGCCCCGGUCGCCCAUGCGCAGCCCGCUCCCGGCGUCCUUUAAGCUCGCUGCCAACGCCGGCGUCUGCUAGCCAGCGUCCGUGCGGAGGCACUCCUCCUCCUCCUCGUCCUUCCUUGGGCCGCGGCUUGAGCCGAGCAGAGCGGAAAGAUGGCGAAGCUUGCUCUGUGUUUUGUCCGGUGAGAGAGGCAGAGUAUUCGUGUAUAUGUUGCUUCUUCUUAGUGCUCUGUUUGCUUUUCUUUUUUCAUUAAUGGUCUUGUAAUGAUAGGAAUUAUAAACUAUACUUUCCUGCAAAAUUUGGUGUUGUCUGAGCAAA